Lemur catta (Ring-tailed lemur) is the source of this 884-nucleotide messenger RNA. RefSeq names its product natural killer cell granule protein 7 (gene NKG7). NCBI's taxonomy places the organism in Eukaryota, Metazoa, Chordata, Mammalia, Primates, Lemuridae. The coding region runs from base 231 to 728 and encodes 165 amino acids. The transcript is spliced from 5 exons. The record is from RefSeq and is a predicted model, not a curated record. Gene Ontology annotation, cellular component: plasma membrane.
CUGGGCCCCCAAGCCUCCCUCUCACCCCUUCCAGGAAGCCCCCCUGGUGCUGACGGCUCCAAGGGUGGGAGGCAUAGAACCUGAGACAGAGAGGCAAGUUCUCAGCCACCACCUAAACCACUGAUGAUCUGACACCCUCAGGGCCCUCCCCGACCACACACUAGAGACUCAGGAGUCUGGAUCAGCAGCCUCUUCACCCCUCAGGACCCAGAAACCCAGCGCUCACCCCCAUGGAGCCCUGCCGGUCCCUGGCCCUGCUCGCUGGCUCCCUGGGCCUGACGUCCUCCCUGGUUGCCUUGAGCACCGACUUCUGGUUCUUGGCCAUGGGACCCACCUCCUCAGCUCACUCAGGCCUCUGGCCAAGGGAGCACGGAGACCCCGUAGCAGGCUACAUCCACGUGACGCAGAGCUUUUGCAUUCUGGCCGCCCUGUGGGGACUGGUGUCCGUGGGCUUCCUGGUCCUGUCCUGCAUCCCCUCACUGUCUGCCCCGGGCCGCGGCCCCCUUGUCGCAACCAUCACAGCCUUUGCUGCAGCUCUCUCCAUGACAGUGGCCAUGGCAGUGUACACCAGUGAGCGGUGGGGACAGCCUCCACACCCCCAGAUCCAGACCUUCUUCUCCUGGUCCUUCUACCUGGGCUGGGUCUCAGCAAUACUGCUGCUCUGCACAGGUUCCCUGAGUCUGGGUGCUCACUGUGGCACCCGCCAGCCGGGCUAUGAAACCCUGUGAGCGGAAGGCAAGAGUGGCAUGAUGUUUUGAGCACUGUCUUCUGAAGGCCUUAUCAGGAGCUGUGGGAACGCCUGGUCCUGCCUUCGUCCCUCACUCCCAACCCUUCCCCAGCCCCUUCAUCUGUUUCUUCAUUCAUUCAACAAAAACUGUCUGCAA